This is a messenger RNA of Protomyces lactucae-debilis, 990 nucleotides long. RefSeq lists its product as uncharacterized. The coding region runs from base 487 to 912 and encodes 141 amino acids. The record is from RefSeq and is a predicted model, not a curated record. The transcript has a single exon. Lineage: Eukaryota; Fungi; Ascomycota; Taphrinomycetes; Taphrinales; Protomycetaceae.
CCGAGCUUGUCGCGAGGCGAAGCGAGCUGGAUAGUGUAUUUCAAUCUAUCCUACGAGCCCGAGUAGCUGCAAGCUCGGAUCACGAGAGCAUUGCAGCCUCGCGGUGCUCGUCGGGGCAGUACGAAGCAGUACUGCAUGCUCUGGACGUGGCAAGCAGGAUCUUCUGCCAUGUCCUGACUGAGCAAGAGCUUGCGCUCCUACAGCAAGCUCUGAUGAACUGGGAGCCACCAGUAUUCGCUACUGAAAAUAUGAAGACGGAUUAUAUGAUUAACUACUUGAAUGCCAAUGGGUGGGCAGCGCCCGGCCUGGCAUUCAUAUCUAUGAGGUCGCACAGGCUACGAGUCGCAGUCCAGAACGCAGAGCCCCCGCUUGUCCUGACGUGUGCGUCCGACAUUGGCCUUGUGCCUUUUUUAUCUGCAGCGCACCUCUCAGCCUGAGUUGGUGGCGAAUGCCCUCAUUGAGGUCAAGGUGAACAGGCCUACAAGAAUGGAGCACCGCCAGGCUAUCUUGGAGCUGCUGGCAUUCAAUCUACUGAUGCACACGCCUCCACCGCCGUUCGUCCUGCUUACGGAUAUGGAAACGACGUUUGCCUUCUAUUACAUUAUGGCGCCUGGCAAGGUUGGCCUGAUGGAGAUGCCCGAUCAUGGCUCCGCGCUUGCCAUGUUCGCCGUAGCCCUUGACCCGCCAACUGGUCUGACUCAUUUGCCUCUGAUGCAGCGGGUAGGCUUGGAGGCUCCUGACAGGCGCAUGCAAGGGGGAGGCGGAGGGACUGUCGAUGAAGAGGACGUCGCCAACAUGUAUGAGUUCUAUGAUGAAUUGCCCAAAUCGCGUCAGCAGGAAUUGGACAUUCAGCAUGGUCUCGCAUCAUGUUUCAAUGUGAGACCAUCGCUUCACAAGGUGGAAUGUGGUUGAGGUGGUUUAGGUGACCCUUUGCGCUUAGUCUUUACGUUUAGUCUUUACAUUUGCUUUAGGACCUUAGUAAGUUAGUAU